GUCAGGCCACCCUCUGCAGCUAAACUCGUAAGGGCCACUUAACCCAUAUGCCACAGCUUAAGCGGCAAGGCCGUUCGUAGAACUUUUAGGCCUAUCCUCCACUUUCUCUGCCCUCAACGUUUGGCGGAAGAGUUAAUUGUAUUAAUAUAGAGAUGGACGCUGCCGACCGCGGAGUAUACUUUGAUGAGGAUUACCAUGUACGCAUUCUAGACGUGGACAAGUACAACGCUUCAAAAUCUCUGCAGGACAACACGAAUGUGUUCAUCAACAACAUCCAAAACCUACAAGGCCUGGUUGAGAAGUAUGUGACAGCCAUUGACCAGCAGGUGGAGCGCCUUGAAGCGGAAAAACUAAAGGCGAUCGGGUUGAGAAACAAGGUGGCAGCGCUCAGCGAGGAGAGGAAGCGCAAGCAGAAAGAGCAAGAACGCAUGCUGGCAGAGAAGCAGGAGGAGCUGGAGCGGUUGCAAAUGGAGGAGCAGUCGCUGAUUAAGGUCAAGGGCGAGCAGGACCUGCUCAUCCAGAAGCUCACAGAUAGCAGCUCGGGAGCGGCGUACGUCUAGCGGCGGGCUCCGGCAGGAUAUGUGGAACCGCGAUUUUGUUUUGACACGCAGAUUGUGAGAAGUGGAAAACACUGUCGUACAUGAUGUAACGCUUAGUCAGCAUGGGUGUUGCUUUGUCGAGAUAAGGGGCAUCGGGCAUGAACUCGUAGUGAUAGGAGGUAGAGACCUUUCGGCGUGGCCUGCUGGCUGCUAGGACCUGCUUUACGUGUUACUACUUCAUACCGGUAGCAGCGGAAUGACGCCACGGACGUUUGUUUGGCCACUGGGACAGAAACUGCUGAAUGGCGGUGACGAGCAAAACUGUACAUAUGUACUUUAAGUGAUUAGGAUUGGGAGGGGCUUUUUAGGGAUGUGCGCUGUUAUGUAUGAUAGGCACUGAAAGACGGAACGGCCUCACGGGGCCUGAGUGGCUUGGGGUUUAAUUUGAGGCAACGCUGUGCAAACCACAGAUUGGAUGUGGCUGACACGCAGGUAACUGUGUCUCCACCAAGGCGUUUACCGGAUGUUAACACUUUGGUUUUGGUUACUUGAAUACAUCGUUCCCUCCCAAGCAAUCCACUAUCCCUCAACUGUAAGAGGGCUCAGGGCGCCGCUUCCCGCAUGUUAUGAACGACGGAGCUGAAAUUUACCGCUAACAGGCAAAGUAUUGCAGAAGAGGGGUGUAUGGUGGUCAGCCACGAGUCUCCGCCGAGCAGUGCGUGGGUUUCCUGCGGAUGGGAUAAAGGAAUUGGGCUGCGCUAUCCACCAUGUCUGAAUGGAAACGCCUUGUAUGUUGGCGUGGAUUGAGGCCACGGAAGUCUGUGCACGGCUUGUGAAUGAAGUUGAAGGCAUUGCUUAGCAGUUGGUCAGCGGUACGGGAAGAGGGAACGUUGCAUAGUGUCACCAAGGCUAUAUUUCGGCUAUAUCAAAUUUAGUUAUAACAGCUUCAUUGCACAUAGCUUGGGCUUGGGUAGCAGAUAUCAGCAUAUCGAUCAUGGCAACAGGUGGAUGGGGUGCUGUAGGUGGGGGCGCCUGGGGGGGAGCUCCAAGUAGUAAGAACUAUGAAGAGAAUAUCCCUGAAGCACCACGUCCAGCACCUCCGACUGCCAGUAGCUUUGGCCAAAGUGCUUUCUCGGCGCAGCCCGCCCAGCAACCAGAAUUAGCAACAACGAGCUACAGGAGUCAACCUGCCAACACGGGAGGCUUUGGAUCGAGCGCCGGUGCCUAUGGGACAGCAGCAGCGGGAGGACAGCCAUCAUUUAACACAGCGAGCUCCAUGACGGACCCUGCGCUCAGGCGCAAGGAGGCGGAGCUAGCAGCUAAAGAAAAGCAACUUAAGGAGCUAGAGGCAAAGCUUUCUGCUGCAGGUGCUCUUGAGAAGAAGAACUGGCCUAUAUGCUACCCCAUCCUGUACCACAACAUCAGCGAGGAAAUCCCAGAAGGCAGGCGCCGGCCCGUGUACGAAGGCUACAUGGCGUGGUGGGGGCUGUUUAUCUGCCUAGCCUGGAAUCUGUUCUGCGCCUGCGUCAUGCUAGGCCAGGACGUCAACCAAAAGGUGCCCAGCUGGUUCCUGGCGCUGCUAUACAUCAUCUGUGGCGUGCCGCUGAGCUGGUGGCUGUGGUACAAGCGGCUGUACAACGGCGCCAAGUCGGACUCGACGUUCGGGUUCGUGUGGUUCUUCCUGUGGUUCCUGGUGCACACGGCAUACUGCACCUGGGCGGCCAUUGCUAUGCCGUUCAGCGCAAGCCAAUGGUCUUUCGCUGGCUUCAUAACGGCCAUGAAGGCGCUGGAUGUGAACAACUUUGCGGGCAUCAUCUACCUGGUUGGGGCGGGCUGCUGGAGCGUGGAAGCAGCGUUCUCCUGGUGGAUCCUCGUCGACGUGUGGCUGUACUUCCGGGGCAAGGGCGGCAUCAAGGAGGUCAAGGAGGCGGCCAAGCGGGAGGCGGCGCUGGCGGCAUUCCGCUCCCAGUCCGGGACCAAUGUGUGAGCGCCGCAGCAUUGCAUGACCAUGAACAGCGCACGUUGGACUCUACAUUUUGCAUCAGAUGGAUUCCUGCCUGUCGUCUGCAUCAACGCCGUCUUAAGCUCCAGCUGACGUGCGGCUGUUCUAAUAGGCCUUACUGCGUGUAUGGCGAUGUGGGCCAGUGUUUAGAGUAGUGUCGUUUUAGGGAGAGGACCAGUAGAGCAAGGGGCUUAAACGCUCUUGCUUGCAUGUGUUUGUGAGUGGAACUGUCAAUCGUCGGAAUGCGUUUUGCUUAGGCUUCCGGGUUGGUACCUAGCUAGUGACAAAACAACGAAGAUGCCAUGCGUGCUGCCGGGUUUCCUUCCACAGCCACCGUAUAACGUGGCGCAGUCAUAGAACAAGUCAUGUUCUGCUUUCCCUCUUCGCAUCCCCAUUUUUACCUGUGGUCUGGCAGCUAAUGUUCGGAAUGAUUCUUCCGGUGCUAACAACAGUUAUGAUUUGCUUCAUUCUGCAUCAUACCUUUUGGGGGCCGGAUUUUUUAGACAUGACGGGUAGCAGUGGACGGCUGGGUGUCUGUCAAUCGCGCAUUCUACCGCAAGGCUCGGUAGUUUGUGACGCUGUGUAAGGUAUAACCCUAGAUGCCUGCAAGCGCCGCCACCAACGCCAUCGGGUCAGGGCGCCGGCUAGUAAGUAGUAAC
Molecule: messenger RNA, 3200 nt
Organism: Astrephomene gubernaculifera
Lineage: Eukaryota; Viridiplantae; Chlorophyta; Chlorophyceae; Chlamydomonadales; Astrephomenaceae
Source: the annotation of a GenBank genome assembly